AUGAAACAAGUGAAGUCAUUGUCAGUGGGUCUUAUUGGACAGGUCGAGGGGUCGCAGAGACUACCCACCAUCAGAUCACUCAUGUUAUCUGACUAUGGACUAGAAGAACUUCCUACUGAUGUUCUUAAGCACAUGAAAACCCUCAAAGUCCUUGACCUUUCAUGCAACAACCUGACAACCUUUCCAGAUGUGACCUUGAAGACCCUGGAGACCUUGGAUAUCUCAGAAAACAACAUUAAGUCUGUGGACUUUGUCAGAAAUCUCCCAAGUCUCAGGCAUCUAAUGUUGGAAGGAAACCCAAACAUUCAGGACAACCACAUGAUUGAAGCAGUCCUUAAAUGCCCCAGCCUAAUGAAGAUUGAUAAACACAAUGUCGACUACAUUCACAGACAGAUCCAAAACUUCAGGGAGAAAUGGCUGCCUCAGGUGCAAGCGAAGUUUGAGGUGCUUUUUGAGGACAGAUUUACUGAGGAGAUGUCUGAGGACCAGUUUCUGCAGGCAGUGACGGAAUUCCAGGAUGUCAUCCGAGCAGACUCACUGUUCUCAAGUGCCAACUCAGAGGCUGAGAAAAUUGUUAUUGAUAAGCUUGCUAAGGAGAUAGCUGAAGAUGCUAGAUCAGGAGAACUCUUCUCCACCCAUCAACAGGCUCCAGGAACACCAAGAAGUGCCCGAUUAUCCCGAAAACUCAGCUGCAACACACCCAAAACUCCAAGUUCAACAUCUACCACACCAAAAAGGAACAGAAGGAGUGUGACCUCUGUACUGGACUCCCCCACCCUGAAGAUGCCUGAAUCUCCGAUAUCCCCCAUCAGUACCCCAAACAAACGGAAGAGGCGACGAGACAGUGAUGAGGAAUCUGGAGUACAGAAAUCAAAACGAGACAGGAAGUACUCCCCACUGACAUGGAUGAUUAGGAAGAACCCAGUUGUUGAGCACAACAUGAUGUCUUUGCCUGCUUUACCUGACUAUGACCCUGUUCACUUCCUGCGAUGUCACUCCGAGGGAAAUGACCCGUCUGAUGAGGUGACAAAAGUCUGGAAGUGUGCUUUUGAACCCAGCAUUGAAGAUCCUGAGAAGACAACCAACCUGUUGGCCAGUUGUGGGGGACAGACCGUGUGUCUGACGGACUGUAACACAGGAAAGGUGAUGAAACGCUAUAAAGAUGACAACAAACACGAGUGCUUCUACACUUUGGCAUGGACCACAGUUCAUCUUGAGAACAAUAAACAAGAGAAGACUAAUCUACUAGCAGUAGCAGGUCAGAGUGCAGACAUCAAGUUGAUCCACCCCUCCCAGUUUAUGAUGUAUGCCACACUUGAAGGUCACAGAAAAUAUAUAAGCUGUUUAACCUUUCACCCCAAACAGCCAACAAUUCUUUUCAGUGGAAGUAAUGAUAGGAAGAUCAUUGUGUGGGACAUAGGAAUUCCUGAUAUGAGGGACUACACAGUGCUGUUCAAGAAAUUACAUGUACUCCAGGCCCCAGACACUGACGCUCUGAACCUGGUACUGAGCAUGCCCAGUCAGACCCUGCUAGCAGGAUGUGAAGACUCCUGUUUUGGAUGGAAGGCAGACAAUGUGGACAAAUUAUCUAGGACCCCUGAUUACCAGUUUUACCUCCCUACAGUGUCCAGUGAUACUGAGAGUAACGUCAGUACACAGAGAGAGACAGUGGAUGGACUUGCAGCUCUACAGAAUGGAUAUGUUGUGACAAAAUGUGUGGGAGAUGACAUCAUCAGUGUAUGGAAUGUCAAAGAUCAACUCCCCUCCAAGGUCAAGUCUAGCUCAGACAAAGGCAAGGUCAAGGCCAGCACAAAAUCCAUAGGGGUCAAACCAACCGCUCUACUCCACUAUACAAGACAGACUGUUGACUACAUCAACAUCGGGGCAACCAAAGAAAUGAUGGUGGUAGGAGAUGAUGAUGGUAAACUGAGACUGUACAAUGUGGGAAAGGUGACCAGCAGGAAGUCAAAGCCAUGUGAUGACAUCCUGCAGCCCUCAAGGGUUUUAGAGUGGCCUGAGAUUUCUGAUGGACCUAUGAAGCCAUUCUGUCAGAAAGAGACUGUUGUUGUGAACAGUGCCUGUGCCAGCUAUGAUAAGGAGUAUAUUGCAUGUGGGACAGACAACAAUCUGGUGUGUGUUUGGAGGAGACAGAGGGGGAGCUGUGGGGAGGAGGACAUGAACUGUGAUUGAAGGAGGGGACAAAUAGCUACAGCUGAAGGGGGUACACAGAAUGGGAGAGGACAUGAACUGUGAUUAAAGGGGAGCAAACAGCUUCAGCUACUGGAACAUAAAGACAGAAUGGGGAGUAGUGAUGUGUUGAGUUACUGUUAGGUGUAUUCAUCUACUUGGUAGAACAUGAAUUCCUUCACUUUGGGACUGAGAU
Molecule: messenger RNA, 2383 nt
Organism: Saccostrea echinata
Lineage: Eukaryota; Metazoa; Mollusca; Bivalvia; Ostreida; Ostreidae
Product: leucine-rich repeat and WD repeat-containing protein 1-like
Exons: 17
Coding region: 1-2190 (729 amino acids)
Biological process (GO): chromatin organization; establishment of protein localization to chromatin
Cellular component (GO): nuclear origin of replication recognition complex
Molecular function (GO): chromatin binding; protein binding
Source: RefSeq, a predicted model, not a curated record